Molecule: messenger RNA, 1239 nt
Organism: Suillus fuscotomentosus
Lineage: Eukaryota; Fungi; Basidiomycota; Agaricomycetes; Boletales; Suillaceae
Exons: 6
Coding region: 143-1009 (288 amino acids)
Source: RefSeq, a predicted model, not a curated record
GACAAACCACGCCCAUCCAACGCGUUUCUGACGCGUGUUUGCCCAGCUUACUAGUGGACCUACAUAAAGUCAGCAGAUCUGACGCCUCAUUGAUUGCAAGCCCUUUCUUUCAGUUCCCCUCCCUAACACCAGAAAUUCAAUAAUGGCAUCGUUCUUUCGUCGUCCUCCCAACAAUUCGUGGACCGACCACCUACUUUUAAAAAUGGCCAAUAUUGUUGGAGCGCUUUUCGUCAUGGGAGCAAAUGGCUACACAGUUAUUUCUCCUUUGGAUGUCUACUACUCAGGGAAAGAGACAUACUUUACCCCUGCUCCCUGGGCAUACUUCCUUUGGCCUGUCAUUCACUUGCUGGUUCUUGGAACAUGCACCUACCAGUUCUCAGGACGGGGUAAGGAACUCAUUAUCGACAUCAUCGGCUGGAAUCUCCCGCUUCUCGACUUCCUGAAUGCUAUGUACAUCUAUUCCUGGACCAACCAGGAGUACAAAUAUGCUUUGGUUUUCAUCGUCUUUACUUGUUCAGUCGUAUCGAAAAUUUACCGGCUUGUGAAGUUGAGCACUGUACGCAAUAUCUGCGACGAACUCUUCCUGCAUCUUCCAUUCUCCCUUUACCACGGCUGGACGACAUGCUUGAUCUUCACCACCGCCUUUGCGGCUUUCGGUGUGGAUGCUGAAAUCGAGCCAGUGAGGAUCUGGACCAAAGUUUUCGUCUUCCUUAGCCUGUUCACCCUCCAGACCAUUGCAUCCGCCUAUGCGUACGCGUCCGCAGAAGGCGACCUUCCUGCUUGUCUCGCGGUCUCCUGGUUCAUAUGGGCUGUCUUUGUAAACCAGACGCCGGAAAAGUCGCCAUUUGUGCACUGGUGUGCGCUUGGAGCUGCUAUCCUGUCAUUGUGCUGGCUCAUGCGGAGUGCAAUCGGUUUGGAGCUCAAGAUUAGGAACAGAAACGCCAACAAUGUUAGGUUUGGAUUCAGCGGCAAUGACAACGAGGGCUCUCGGCUUUUGGGAGGACAUUAAGUGGAGGAAUAGCAUCGCAAGUGGAAUGAGGUUGGGGCGUUGCGCGAGUUGGUGCCCUGUGGCGAGGAACACGUGUAGUUCUUUCUCUUUCAACCCUAUCUUUGUACAUCAUAUGGGCUCAAAUAUAUGUUUGUGUUUUUAAUAGCGGACAGUCCCUAUCGACAUUUUAUCGAUGUUAAUUUAUUGUGUUUCGUGCACCUAUUCCAGGAUGAGCAAAAAAAAGCAUGGCU